Molecule: messenger RNA, 1103 nt
Organism: Neopsephotus bourkii (Bourke's parrot)
Lineage: Eukaryota; Metazoa; Chordata; Aves; Psittaciformes; Psittacidae
Gene: ENDOV
Product: endonuclease V
Exons: 9
Coding region: 34-843 (269 amino acids)
Biological process (GO): DNA repair
Cellular component (GO): nucleolus; cytoplasm
Molecular function (GO): RNA endonuclease activity producing 5'-phosphomonoesters, hydrolytic mechanism; single-stranded RNA binding
Source: RefSeq, a predicted model, not a curated record
GGGUGUGAGUGACGCGGGUUUCCGGUGUGCGCCAUGGCGGCGCCGCCACCGGCCGCUGCGCUCCGCCGUUGGGAACGGGAGCAGGCCCGGUUGAGAGCCAGCGUGGUGGAGGAGGACACGGAGCAGUGGCAGAAAGAUUCCAGCUUCCCGGGGCUGGAGCGGGUGGGAGGCGUGGACUUGUCUUACAUGAAAGGAGAUGAGAGCAGCGCCUGCGCUUCCCUGGUCGUGCUCAGCUACCCGGCUCUGGAGGUGCUGUACGAGGAUUGCCGGAUGGUGGCUGUGAGUGCCCCGUACGUGGCAGGAUUCUUGGCCUUCCGGGAGGUCCCUUUCCUGGUGGAAGCUGUUCAGAGGCUUCAGCAGGAGGAGCCCAAGCUCAAGCCUCAGGUACUUCUUGUAGAUGGGAAUGGCCUGCUCCACCCCAGAGGGUUUGGUGUGGCCUGUCACCUCGGAGUCCUGACAGAUCUACCAUGCAUUGGAGUGGCCAAGAACCUCCUGCAGGUGGAUGGCUUAGCCAAGGAUGAGCUGCACAGAGAGCAGAUCCGUUCCCUGCAGAGGGAAGGAGAUACAUUCCCACUGACAGGCGCUUCGGGGAGGCUCCUGGGCAUGGUCCUGCGGAGCUGCAACAACAGCUCUAAGCCGCUUUACGUCUCGGUGGGGCACAGGGUGUGCCUGGGGACGGCUGUGCGCCUGGUCCAGUCCUGCUGCCGCUACCGCAUCCCGGAGCCCAUCCGCCAGGCUGACAUUAGAUCGAGGGAGUACAUUCGGAAGCAGCUGUGUUCACCGCUGGAGGCCGCGGCUUCUGGGGCGCUGAGCAGAAAAAAGGAGACCGGACUGGAUGAUUAGGAUGAUGCCAGAAGAAAAUGCAGGGCUGCUCUUCGCUGGAUCCUCUCCUGCACCAAGACUGUGGGUCUGUCAAAUGCCAUCCCAGGGGAGAGCAGUGCAAGGCCAUGUCAGACAGGGCAACGCCGGCCAUGGUGCAUGGUUCAAUGGGGCAGGCACCAGCUUCUGCUGAAGGAUAAUGUUUAGAAUAUAUUUCUCAGGGUUUAUUUUUAAGCAUUGUAAAAAUAUUUGUGUAAGUAAAUACCCUUGUAAGUUUGCAACAA